AUGGCCAGCACAGGAAGUUCCAACACCUCAGCUGGAAUUCCAGAGCUGCCUUCACUGUCAGAGCGCAUCCAAAAUCCUGCUGACAUCUCUGUCAUUGUCAUCUAUUUUGUGGUGGUCAUGAUUGUUGGGCUAUGGGCAAUGCUGAAGACAAACCGAGGCACAAUUGGUGGUUUCUUCCUGGCCGGUCGAGAAAUGACCUGGGUGCCAAUGGGUGCCUCCCUCUUUGCCAGUAAUAUUGGCAGUGGUCACUUUGUGGGGUUGGCUGGAACUGGAGCAGCUUCAGGAAUUGCUGUUACAGCAUUUGAAUCUCAUUCCUUGCUACUACUGCUGGUUCUAGGAUGGUUCUUUGUCCCCAUCUACAUCAAGGCAGGGGUGAUGACCAUGCCAGAAUAUCUCAAGAAGAGGUUUGGUGGGAAUAGACUGCAGGUCUACCUCUCUGUCCUAUCCCUCUUCAUGUGUGUGGCUUUGAAAAUUUCUGCAGACAUAUUUGCUGGGGCCAUAUUUAUAAAGCUAGCUUUGGGAUUAGACCUUUACCUAGCUAUCGUCAUCCUCUUGGCUGUCACUGCUGUUUAUACCAUCACUGGGGGCUUGGCCUCGGUGAUCUACACAGACACUCUCCAAACUGGUGUCAUGUUGCUCGGCUCUUUUAUUCUCCUGGGGUUCGCAUUUGUUGAAGUUGGAGGCUAUGAGAGCUUUGCAGAGAAGUACAUGAAUGCCAUCCCAUCCGUAAUUGAGGGGGACAAUCUGACAGUCAACCCCGGGUGCUACACUCCUCAGGCAGACUCCUUCCACCUCUUCCAAGAUGCUGCUACGGGAGCUAUUCCAUGGCCAGGAAUGGUAUUUGGAAUACCCAUUACAGCUCUGUGGUACUGGUGCACAGAUCAGGUUAUUGUACAACGUUGCUUAUCUGGAAAGGACAUGUCCCAUGUGAAGGCAUCCUGCAUUAUGUGUGGAUACUUAAAACUGCUGCCCUUGUUCCUCAUGGUGAUGCCAGGAAUGAUUAGCCGUAUUCUGUAUACAGAUAUGGUGGCCUGUGUGAUACCUUCUGAGUGUGUAAAACACUGUGGUAUUGAUAUUGGCUGCACUAACUAUGCCUACCCAACAAUGGUACUUGAACUGAUGCCUGCUGGACUUCGAGGCUUGAUGCUGUCAGUCAUGUUAGCCUCUCUUAUGAGCUCCCUGACAUCCAUCUUCAACAGUGCUAGCACUCUCUUCACCAUAGACCUCUACACCAAAAUGCGGAAGCAGGCAUCAGAGAAAGAACUCCUGAUAGCUGGACGGCUAUUUGUUAUUGUAUUAAUUGUCCUCAGCAUACUGUGGGUCCCCAUAGUAGAGGUAUCUCAAGGUGGACAACUGAUUCACUACACAGAAGCCAUUUCCAGCUACCUUGGACCUCCAAUUGCGGCAGUCUUCCUGCUUGCCAUUUUCUGUAAACGAGUAAAUGAACAAGGAGCAUUCUGGGGUCUGAUGGUUGGACUUCUUUUCGGCAUUAUUCGUAUGAUUGCAGAGUUUUCCUAUGGAACAGGAAGUUGCUUGGCUCCCACAAAUUGUCCCAAGAUUAUCUGUGGAGUGCACUAUCUAUACUUUUCCAUCAUUGUCUUUUCUGUGACUACAAUAGUUGUCCUGGGAAUUUCCUUCCUGACAAAACCCAUUCCUGAUAUAAACCUAUAUCGCUUGUGCUGGUCUCUUCGGAACAGUAAAGAGGAAAGAAUUGAUUUAGAUGCAGAUGAGAAAAGACCAGGAGAAACUGAAAAUAGUACUGAAGAUCAUUCUGAAAAAUCUCAUGGGUGUCUCCGGAAGACUUAUGACUUGUUCUGUGGUUUACAGAACACAGGGCCAAAGUUGAGCAAAGAAGAGGAAGAAGCCCUUAAGAAGAAACUCACAGACACAUCAGAGAAACCCUUGUGGAAAACUAUAGUGAACAUCAAUGCCAUCAUCUCCCUGGCUGUGACAGUUUUUUUCUAUGCCUAUUUUGCCUGA
Octodon degus (degu) is the source of this 1980-nucleotide messenger RNA. Its product is annotated as solute carrier family 5 member 4-like. Gene Ontology annotation, cellular component: plasma membrane. The record is from RefSeq and is a predicted model, not a curated record. Bases 1 to 1980 code for a protein of 659 amino acids. The transcript has 15 exons. NCBI's taxonomy places the organism in Eukaryota, Metazoa, Chordata, Mammalia, Rodentia, Octodontidae. Gene Ontology annotation, molecular function: D-glucose:sodium symporter activity. Gene Ontology annotation, biological process: transmembrane transport; sodium ion transport.